This is a messenger RNA of Nerophis lumbriciformis (worm pipefish), 999 nucleotides long. NCBI's taxonomy places the organism in Eukaryota, Metazoa, Chordata, Actinopteri, Syngnathiformes, Syngnathidae. The record is from RefSeq and is a predicted model, not a curated record.
AUGGGCGACGACGAGGAGAAGUAUGACGGAAUGUUGCUUGUUAUGGCACAGCAGCACGAGGGUGGAGUACACGAGUUAAUAAAUACAUUUUUCAGUUUCCUGCGGCGCAAGACUGAUUUUUUCACCGGCGGGGAUGCGGGUGCUGCAGAAAAGCUUGUCACCGAUGCUUUCGCACACCAAAACAAGCUGGCAAGGGAGGCCCACAGAGAAAAGCAGAAGAAGCAAGAGAGGGAGAAGAAUGAGAAGGCCAAACGGGCUGCCCAGCUAGCCGAGGAGGAAGAGCGCAAAAGGAAAAACCAGGACGCGCCUAGGAUUCAGGAGCUCACCGAUGAGGAAGCUGAGAAACUUCAGACAGAACUGGAAAAUAAGAAAAAAGACGAGAUGAAGAAGGAAACUGUGAAGGUGAUCAAUUCAGACGAAGGAGACAAAGAUAAAGGGUCUGAUACAGAGGAAGAGGACGAGAAGGACAAAGACAAACUCAAGCCCAACGCGGGAAACGGUGCUGACAUGCCCACGUACAAGUGGACUCAGACGCUGUCCGAAUUAGAUCUGACCGUACCGUUCGACGUCAACUUCCGCAUCAAAGGCCGAGACGUGGUGGUGGAUAUCCAGCGGCGCUCCAUCAAGGUGGGCCUGAAAGGACACCCGCCUGUGGUGGAGGGCCAGCUCUUCAAUGAAGUGAAGGUGGAGGAAAGCUCCUGGUUGCUGGAUGAUGGCAAGGUGGUGGUUGUCCACUUGGAGAAGAUUAAUAAAAUGGAAUGGUGGAGCAGGAUUGUUGACACUGAUCAGGAAAUAAACACCAAGAAGAUCUGCCCUGAGAACUCAAAGUUGUCAGACCUGGACGGAGAAACACGUGGUAUGGUGGAGAAGAUGAUGUACGACCAACGCCAGAAGUCCAUGGGCCUGCCCACGUCGGAAGAGCAGAAGAAGCAGGACAUCCUUAAAAAGUUCAUGGCUCAGCACCCAGAGAUGGACUUCUCCAAAGCUAAAUUCAGUUGA